Messenger RNA from Cajanus cajan (pigeon pea), 1621 nucleotides. It is a transcript of the gene TOPP3, whose product is annotated as type one serine/threonine protein phosphatase 3. Gene Ontology annotation, cellular component: nucleus; cytoplasm. The record is from RefSeq and is a predicted model, not a curated record. Gene Ontology annotation, molecular function: protein serine/threonine phosphatase activity. Lineage: Eukaryota; Viridiplantae; Streptophyta; Magnoliopsida; Fabales; Fabaceae.
AGGUGAAUGUAUUUGUCCUUGUCACCAACUAGGCUAGGGUUCGUAUUAGUGGCCACUCCUCUCCGCCAAACCCAAAGAGAAGAACAAACCUACAAAAACUAUUCCCAACUCCGUUUGUCAUUUGCGUCUCGCCAGCGGGAAACGGCGGCUUUAUCAAUCACUCCCUCCCUCGUCGUUUUCCCUUUCUCUCUCUGCCGCUUUAUCUUAAAGCCUAAGCGAGCAACUUUCCGUUCUCAAUCCGAUCCUUCCUUCGCUGACCCUUGUUUUUGCGAAUUCUCGCGAGAUGGACGAGAACGUGCUCGACGAUAUCAUACGGAGGCUCGUUGCGGCGAAGAACGGGAGAACGACGAGGCAGGUGCAGCUUACGGAGGCGGAAAUUCGACAGCUCUGUGUUUCCUCCAAGGAGAUCUUCCUCAGUCAACCCAAUCUUCUCGAACUUGAGGCUCCUAUUAAGAUUUGUGGAGAUGUUCAUGGCCAAUACUCAGAUCUUUUAAGGUUGUUUGAAUAUGGGGGAUACCCACCUGAAGCAAAUUAUUUAUUUCUUGGAGAUUAUGUUGAUCGUGGUAAGCAGAGUAUAGAGACAAUAUGCUUACUUCUUGCGUACAAGAUCAAAUACAAGGAGAACUUCUUUCUUCUCAGGGGCAACCAUGAGUGUGCCUCCAUCAACCGAAUAUAUGGUUUCUACGAUGAGUGUAAGAGGAGGUUUAAUGUUCGCAUCUGGAAGACAUUUACUGAUUGCUUUAACUGUCUACCUGUUGCUGCUCUGAUAGAUGAGAAGAUCCUCUGCAUGCAUGGUGGACUAUCGCCUGAUCUUAAAAACUUGGAUCAGAUACGGAAUAUUGCUCGUCCUAUUGAUGUGCCAGAUCAUGGUCUUCUCUGUGAUCUUCUAUGGGCUGAUCCUGAUAAAGAUCUUGAUGGGUGGGGAGAAAAUGACCGAGGUGUGUCAUUUACAUUUGGGGCUGACAAGGUUGUUGAAUUUCUUGAACAACAUGAUCUUGAUCUGAUAUGCAGAGCUCACCAGGUUGUAGAGGAUGGAUAUGAGUUUUUUGCCAAGCGUCAGCUGGUGACAAUAUUCUCCGCACCAAAUUACUGUGGUGAAUUCGAUAAUGCUGGUGCUAUGAUGAGUGUGGAUGACACCUUGACAUGCUCUUUCCAAAUACUUAAAUCAUCUGAAAAGAAAGGGAAAGUUGGAUUUGGCAACAACUCAUCAAGACCGGGAACUCCACCCCAUAAGAGAAUUAAUUAACAUUCCCGAGGUGUAGAGGGUGAAUGAGCUGGAUGGAGGCUUUCAUUCUACAUAUUAGGUUAAAGGCUUGUCGUUCUGCUGCCUGGCAUAAUUCACAACAUAUAAAGCAUGACGCCUUUCCUUCCUUGGCAACGAAACUAAAGACAGUCUGGCAAGGAACAAGGCACUUUAUUGUGCGACUUCGAUUGACCCCCUUCCCUUUUUUUCCUUCCUUCUUUAUGAUAGUUUUUUUUUUUUUUUUUUUUUUUUUUUUUUUUUUUUUAAUCUUCUUUAUGUACAAUGCAAAUUCAAACUUUAUAAGGAGAAAUCCUUAAUAUCUAAUUUUGUUGCGAAAUUUAAUUUAGGUUAAAUUCAAAAUUUCAACCCUUUCGUUUU